Molecule: messenger RNA, 1305 nt
Organism: Zingiber officinale
Lineage: Eukaryota; Viridiplantae; Streptophyta; Magnoliopsida; Zingiberales; Zingiberaceae
Exons: 2
Coding region: 1-1305 (434 amino acids)
Source: RefSeq, a predicted model, not a curated record
AUGGCUGAGAGUUUCCUACCCCGAGAUUCGAGGAAGGGGAAGGCUCUCAUCAUACCGGAAAUGUUCCCAGAAGAUCCGGAUGAGAAAGUACCCUUCUCCGCUAGGAUUUUGAACGAAAAAUUACCUAAGGGCUACAGGGCCCCAUCGAUCGGGGAAUAUGAUGGAAGCAAAGACCUGGAGGAUCAUCUACGUAAGUUUAGGAAUGCAGCUUUGUUGCACCAAUAUAGUGAUGCUGUCAAGUGUCGAGUUUUCUUAAAUACUCUAUCUGGUUCGGCACUACAGUGGUUUGAUGAGCUAUCACAAGGAUCCAUCACAUGCUUCUUGGAUUUCAAGAUGGCAUUCCUUCGUCAUUUCGCUAGCAGCAAAAAAUAUCAAAAGACAGAUUAUUACCUUUUCGCUCUUAAGCAAGGGUCGACCGAACCUUUAAGAAGUUACAUCAAUCGCUUCAACCAAGUGGCUCAAGACGUCCCCACAGCCACUUCAGAGAUUCUGAUGAGUGCUUUCUGCCAUGGAUUAGGAGAGGGAGAAUUCUUUAGAGAUCUCAUCAAGAAUCCUGCUCGGAAUUUUGAUGAGAUGGUGAAAAAAUCACUUGCUAUAUCAAGGUGGAAGAAGUGCAGGCGGCCCGAAGGAAAGCUGAGAGACCACCUCCAUCUGUCAAUAAGCCGGAAAGAAGGAUACCCCAGCCACCCCCUCAACCUCUUCCACGCGCUAGAGAAGGCAGGCCUACCUUCUAGCACGGUCCGGAGGUUAGACCGGCCCCCUGAGUCGCAGCUGUGCACGCUCCCCGAUCUGGACCGUGGAACACUCGUGAGCUGCCGAGUUAGGUUUACCCCCGCCCGAGUUAGCCCCUCAAGUGCUCAAGAUGAUAUAAGAGCAGCGAGCCACGGCUGGACAGGCCGGGCAACCCCGCCCCGACCUAGCCGGACCCAGUACUCAUCAACCCGAUCGGGAGAGCCAGAGGUAGUACGGGAGGCCGAGAAUAGAGGCAACGCCGCCAUUCGAGAGAUUGGUAUGAUCUCUGGAGGGUCAACCGAUGGAGAUUUGGGGAGAGCGCGCAAGUCUCAUGUGCGUCGCUUGGAGGUCCACACUGUUGGAUACAGCCAGGAGCAAGCUUCUAACCCUGUCAUCAGCUUUGGGCCGGCAGACCUGGAAGGUCUGGAGCUGCCUCAUGACGACGCCCUUAUCAUCAAGGCCAUUAUUGCCAACAGCCGAGUGGCCCGGGUUUUCAUUGACACCGGAAGCUCGGUUAAUAUUUUGUUCAGAACUGCAUUUGAGGAGAUGCAGAUCGAUGCCACUGAACUCUAG